AGAUAAGUAAUUAAUAAAUAUUCUUUUGCAUCUCUCAUCGUCCCUACAAGCUGAAGCAGCUAACUAGGUAGCCACAAACCAGCCUCUACUCUCUAACUGUUUCUAAUCAUGGCAGCGGCGGCGACGUCUCUUCUCGGAAUCCUUCCGUCGUUACUGCCGUCUCGAACUCCAAGUCUCCUCCGCCGCACCGGGUUCUCAACCAACAUUUCUCGUCAAAGCCGCCGUUUCUUUUCCAUCCCGGAACCGUCUCCAGUUGCUGUUCAUGCUCAAGCUAAGCGAACCUUUUCACUUAAAGAAGAAGAAGCAGCUACACGUGAUGAUCUUUAUUUCGAGUCACCGCUUAAAAUUGUGGAGUAUCCGGACCCGAAAUUGAGGAGAAAAAACAAGAGAAUUAUUACAUUUGAUGAUAAUUUAAAGAAGCUUGCUGAUGAAAUGUUUGAUAUUAUGUACAAAACCGAUGGGAUUGGACUAUCAGCACCUCAAGUGGGAAUCAAUGUUCAACUAAUGGUGUUUAAUUCAGCUGGCGAGCGCGGUGAAGGAGAGGAGAUUGUUCUUGUUAAUCCAAGGUUAAACAAAUAUUCAAAGAAAAUAGUUCCCUUUGAUGAAGGAUGUCUCUCUUUUCCUCGGAUCUAUGCUGAUGUUAAGAGACCAGAAUCCGUAAAGAUUGAUGCAAGGGACGUUAAUGGUACCAGGUUUAGUGUCAGCCUGUCAGGUCUUUCUGCAAGGGUUUUCCAACAUGAAUAUGACCAUUUAGAGGGAAUUCUAUUUGUUGACAGAAUGACUGAUGAAGUUCUUUCCAGUAUUCAUGAACAGCUACAGGCCUUGGAAAAGAAAUACGAGGAGAAGACUGGACUGCCAAGUCCUGAAAGAGUUGAAGUACGCAAAACAAGGAAGGCUGCUGCUGGUUUUGGAAAAUCAUGAUUGUCUGCGUUUUCAUAUGCAUCAGUUUGAAAGCAGUUAACUGGGGGAACAGGUGCGCCUCUCAGAUCUCCGUAUGUGUUCCGGCAGAAUGGUUGGCUGUCUUCAGCCGAUUCAAGCUCUAAUGUAUCAGAAGAGACGCAUAUGCAUUGUAAGUCUGUCACUACAAGCUAGGUGCAGAGGACUUCUUGUGUAAGAGACUAAGAGUCUUCUAUAUUUACAUAGGUUAUGCCGGAUAUAGUCACAGCUUAAGAUUCAUUUUGGCACUUGCCGCUAUCACAGUAGAAUUGAUCAAUCAUUAUUGGGGUUUCAACUCCAGAGAUUUGAUCUUUUUAAGAAUGUAACUCAUUGUACAGAGUGUGAGCCACCCUAAAGUUUCUAAACCAGAAGGCUAAUUAGAUA
Molecule: messenger RNA, 1320 nt
Organism: Mercurialis annua (annual mercury)
Lineage: Eukaryota; Viridiplantae; Streptophyta; Magnoliopsida; Malpighiales; Euphorbiaceae
Product: peptide deformylase 1B, chloroplastic
Exons: 7
Coding region: 109-921 (270 amino acids)
Biological process (GO): peptidyl-methionine modification
Cellular component (GO): mitochondrion; chloroplast
Molecular function (GO): peptide deformylase activity
Source: RefSeq, a predicted model, not a curated record